AUGGCAGGAGUAAAGGCUACAACAAUUGACGAAUUCUUAAAGGAAAAUGGGAUAGAUGUGGAAAUUGAAGGACCAAGCACUGAACUAAGUGAGGACGGGGAAGAAAGCAUGGCACUUGAUAAAGACUAUUAUCAACAUGUGAUGGAGGACAUUGAUGAUGAAGAAGGAGAGCCAAAGAAGAAGAAAACCCGUGAAAAAACAACUUGCAAGGAGAUUUAUGCAAGGACUAUGGAACAGCAGGAAGAAGUCACUUUUGAUCUUGGACAGCCCGUAGGACCAACCGACCAAAGUGUUUCUAAUUUAACUAGUUUUGUUGGCACUAUUGGUAGAAAUAAAAGAUUCGUUAGUCUUUUGUACACUAGUUGGCAUGCUGUUCCUCCUAAAGCUAAGAAGUUCAUGUGGGACUAUGUUAAUGGUUUAGGGGAUACCCAGUCAAUAAGUCAAAGAAACAAGCAACACAAGGAAAAUAUGAAGUUUCCACAUUGCAUGGGGCCAAUUAAUUUCGGAAGAGUACGAGUGGCUAUGCGAGCAACAAAGGAAACAAAGGAGGAACCAAAAAGGUUUGAGAUGUUCAUUGCUACCCGAACAAGUCGGAAAAGGAAAGAAGUGGAUGAGGAAACACAAACUGCUGUUGUAAGAGUUCAUUGA
Molecule: messenger RNA, 648 nt
Organism: Arachis ipaensis
Lineage: Eukaryota; Viridiplantae; Streptophyta; Magnoliopsida; Fabales; Fabaceae
Source: RefSeq, a predicted model, not a curated record